Molecule: messenger RNA, 804 nt
Organism: Neodiprion fabricii
Lineage: Eukaryota; Metazoa; Arthropoda; Insecta; Hymenoptera; Diprionidae
Exons: 2
Coding region: 1-804 (267 amino acids)
Biological process (GO): DNA integration
Molecular function (GO): nucleic acid binding
Source: RefSeq, a predicted model, not a curated record
AUGACCGCCGAGACGGUAGCGGCGGCCCUGUACAACGGGUGGAUAAGCCUCUUCGGAACUCCACUCACCAUAACCACUGAUCAGGGCACGCAAUUUAAGUCGUCGCUGUUCGCCUCCCUCGCAAGAGCCGUCGGAGCCGAGAAGAUCAGGACGACGCCUUACCACCCGCAGUCUAACGGCCUUGUUGAGCGGAUGCACCGCACGCUCAAGGCCGCCUUGAUGUGUAAACUUGGAGCCUCGCAUCCGACUUGGUUGCAGCUGCUGCCCUCCGUCCUGCUUGGACUGAGGACCACGUACAAAGAGGACCUGCAAGCAUCCCCUGCAGAGCUGCUCUUCGGGACGUCGCUGCGCAUCCCAGGCGAUUUUUUCACCACUGAUGACCUCCAAAGCCCACAGGGACCUAAAGAAUGCUCGCACGUCUUCAAAAAGGUCGAAGCGAUCAAGCCACCGCUCACCCAACCGUACACGGGCCCACACCGGGUCUUGCAACGCCUUGACGACCGCCGCUACAUCAUAGAGGUCAACGGCGAGCAAAAGACAGUGAGCAUCGCGCUGCUCAAGCCAGCCCAUCUACCAGCUGACGAUGCAGGCGCUUCUGAGCAGUCGCCCAGGCGCACCGUGAGAUUCCAGCACACGCCUGCUGACAUACCUUCUUCGUCGUCGCCCUUGGGGUCAACGACUGGGAGGGGAGUACCUGUGGCGCCCCAGUCGGUCCCGCCAAGCAACACGCCUCCGGCCCCCCUGUCGAGUGCGUCCCGACGGAAACCAAGGAAGCAGUCUCUGAUGCCGCGCUCGGAUGAGUGA